GCCGCCGACUCCGCGACUGCACGCCCCGACCUGCGCGAACGCACCUGCCGCUGCCGCCACCGCCGCCACCCACAACAGACGCUGUCCCGACUAGCGAGCGCACGCCAAACCUCGCCGCGCCUACCUGCUCCCGAGGUGCCGCCGCGGGCGUUAUGUUUCGGUGACACACGCUACCUCUUCGGGAAAAAGAAUCGAUAUCUCCUGAUCUCUUGGGCGAUCACUUGACACCGAGCGCACCGACGACAGACGACGUUCGGGAAUGAAUGACAACGUUCGGCAUCUGAAUGCAUCCUUCAAACCAGGAAAGAAUGAGAAGAAAGUGGACCUCAUCAAUGAAGGGGAAGAGGAACAGAUGGAGGUGUACGGGUACCGGCUGAGCGCGGGCCGCCGGUGCCUUGCCUGGCUGGGCUUCCUAGCGACGGCGGGCCUGCUGCGGCUGGUGUGCCACUGGUUCCCGCGGAUGCUGCUCUACCUCACCCACUGCCCCUGCAGCCUGCGCGACGCGCAGAAACUGCUCUGCGUGGAAAAUUACCAAGGAAAGUACAAAAUGUACCAUAUAAGGACCUUCAAAACUAUUUCUGCUGAGGCUGUGAGCUCGCAAUGCGCUGAAGAAAUGUCUCCGGAGUCCAAGAAGCUGCGAGCGUACUUAAGCAACGGAAAAGUAAAAGACUUGGAGGAGCUGCGCAUGGUGUCGGUGAAGAAGCUCCGCUACGUGUGGGACGAGGCGGAACAGCGCCUGGUGCGGCUCAGCGGGCUGGAAGCGGCCGCCGGCUACGCGGAGAUGCACGCCCACUCCGGCAUAUCGGACUCCCUGCGCUGCUCCAGGCAAGCUGUUUACGGACUGAACGACAUAGACGUGCCGAUGCAGAGCAUCCUCACCCUGUUCCUGCUGGAGGUGGUCAACCCGCUCUACAUCUUCCAAGUCUUCAGCUUGAUCGUAUGGUUCCUCGAGGGCUACUACUACUACACCAUGGUCAUCAUUCUCAUGUCCGCCUUUGGUGUCACGUCCAGCAUCUCGCAGACACGGAAAAACCAGCGCAGCCUGCACGACACGGUGCACAAGACUGACGUCGUGACGGUGGACCGCGGCACGUCCGGAGGAGGCACCCUCGAGGUGGAGACGACGCAGCUGGUGCCCGGUGACGUCAUAGUCAUCCCACCCAACGGCUGCGACAUGUACUGCGACGCCGUCCUCCUCUCUGGCUCCUGCAUCGUCAACGAGAGCAUGCUCACAGGUGAGAGCGUUCCCGUGACGAAGACGCCGCUGCCCAAGACCGCCGGCGGCUACUACAACGCCCGAGAGGACAGCAACCACACGCUCUUCUGCGGGACAGAGGUGAUGCAGUCGCGAGGGCAGAAGGGCAGCUCUGCCAGGGCGCUGGUCCUGCGGACGGGCUACCUGACGGCCAAGGGCGAGCUGGUGCGGUCCAUCCUCUACCCGCCGCCAGCCGACUUCCGCUUCGACCGAGACGUCGGCCGCUUCAUCAUUGUGCUCGGUAUCAUCUCCACCUGCGGUCUCAUCUACACCAUCGUCUCGAAGUCGAUGCGGUUCAUUCGGGCGUCGGACAUCGCCAUCAAGGCGCUGGACCUGUUCACGAUCGUGAUCCCGCCGGCGCUGCCCGCCACCAUGACCGUGGGCAAGUUGUACGGCCAGAAGCGACUCGAGAAGGCGCGGAUCUUCUGCAUCAACUCCAGAGUCAUCAACGUCUCCGGCUCCAUCGACUGCAUCUGUUUCGACAAGACGGGCACGCUGACGGAGGACGGCCUGGACAUGUGGGGCGUCGUGGAGGUGAAGCCCGAGGGACGGUUUCUGCAGCCCCCAGCCAGGGACCCACAGGAACUGCACGACGGACCCCUGAGGAGGGGCAUGGCCUGCUGCCACUCGCUCAGCCUCAUCGACGGCGAGUACGCCGGGGACCCGCUCGACGUCCGGAUGUUCGAGUUCACGAAGUGGGAGCUAGUGGAAGAAGAAGAGGACGUGGCGGACGGGGAAUGUGAGGAAGACGACGAGGACGAGGAGAACCUGCCGACGGUCGUGAGACCGCCUCCAGGAGAGAGCCAGGACGCCAAGGAGAUCUCGAUAGUGCACCAGUUCCAGUUUUCCUCCAGACUGCAGCGCAUGAGUGUCGUCACUAUCACUGCUGGAGUCCAGGACUACGACAUGUACUGCAAGGGAUCCCCAGAGAUGAUCACCUCGCUAUCCGAUCCCAGCACAGUGCCGACCGGCCUGAACGAGACGCUGCACGAGUACACCAGCAAGGGCUACCGCGUGAUCGCCAUGGGCCACCGGCGACUAGCUCGCUCAACCAACCUGCAGAAGCUGGCGCGAGAGGACGCGGAGCGCGACCUGCGCUUCCUGGGCAUCAUCAUCCUGGAGAACCGCCUCAAGCCACAGACCACACCCGUCAUCGCCGAGCUGACCGCGGCGCGCUUCAAGAUCGUCAUGAUCACAGGAGACAACAUCCAGACGGCAUCGAGCGUGGCCCGUGAGAGCGGCAUCGUGCUGCCGCACGAGACCAUCGUGGAGGUAACUGCCCGGGAGCUGCCCACGUCAGCGCCGCAGGUCUACUUCACCAAGUCCACCAUUGCGCCACCGAGCAUGCCGUGCGACGGCGGGCUGAGCAACGCGGCGUUCGAGGUGUCGCCCGGGGACGAGGAGACGUGCGUCGGCGGCGGGGGCGGCGCGUCGCCCUACCGGCUGGCGGUCACAGGCCCCACGUGGGCGGCGCUGCGCAGCGCUCGGCAGGACCUGCUACCGCGGAUCGUGGCCGCCGGCGCCAUCUUCGCGCGCAUGUCCUCCGACCAGAAGCAGCAGCUCGUGCAGGAGCUGAAGGAGAUGGGCUACUACGUGGCCAUGUGCGGGGACGGAGCCAACGACUGCGGCGCGCUCAAGGCGGCGCACGUGGGCAUCUCGCUGUCCGAGGCGGAGGCGUCGGUGGCGUCGCCGUUCACGUCGCGAGAGCCCGACAUCUCGUGCGUGCCGCGGAUCGUGCGCGAGGGCCGCGCCGCGCUCGUCACCUCGUUCGGCAUCUUCAAGUUCAUGGUCGCCUACAGCAUCGCCGAGUUCACGUCGGUGGCGCUGCUCUACGGCAUCGACAGCAACCUCACCGACUUCGAGUUCCUCUUCAUCGACAUCUGCCUGGUGGUGCACUUCGCGCUCACCUUCGGCAACACGGAGGCGUUCGCGGGGCCGCUGGUGCCGGAGUCUCCCAUGACCGGCCUCUACACCAUCACGCCGAUGCUCUCCCUGUGGUUGCAGGUGCUCGUCAUCGUCGCCGGGCAGACCGCCGGCUUCUACGUGGUGCGGUUCUUCCCCUGGUUCGAGCCGUUCGACUUCGCCAAGGUGCAAACCUACGCGUGCUACGAGAACUACGGCGUCUUCUCGGUAUCCAUGUUCCAGUACAUCAUCGCGGCGAUCGUGUUCUCCCAGGGGAAACCCUACCGCAAGUCGGUGUACACCAACCGCUACCUGCUCGCUUCGCUACUCGUUAUGACGGGCGUCUGCGCCUACAUAACCGUCUACCCGGCCCGCUGGAUCAUGAACUUCCUCCAGAUCAAGCUGCCGCCCGCCUACGACGUGCGCGUCGUCAUACUCUGCAUGGCCGUCGUCUCCUUCGUCGUCGCAAUGUUCCUCGAGAACUUCGUCGUCCAGUACCUGGUGUUCAAGAAAGCCCGCGCAAAGUUCUCCGUCUGCGGCCCGAAGGGUUCGCCGAAAGCGAAGCUGAUCGAGGAGAUGCGCGAGGACAUCAGCUGGCCUCCCAUCACCAAAGAAAUUCCCCCCAUCACUAUGAACGGGACCGCCCCGACGACGUACAAGAUCGAUUACAGCUCCGGAGAUACUACCGCUCAGACGAAAUUAUGAUUUUGUCGGUGGUUAGUUUUUUAUUAGACGGCUGACUUAGGCGGUUAGACAAAGCUUUAUUGUAGGUAGUGUCAACACUGCUGGAAAUAAUUCACUGAAAUAAAAUAAAAAUAUCUGAGGGUCGUCGAGAAAAUCCCGUUGUUGUACUGGUGGAGAAUGUACAAAAUUCGUAUUUACUUAACUUCCGUCCACUAUCGUAAGGAAUGCAGAAUGGUGCCACAAAAGAUGUAGAGCUUGCAUAAUUUGUACAUAUGUAUAUAUUUCCCACGGCAUUAAUUUUUUACUGUCGUAUUAGAUACAUCUUCAGAUUUGAACUUUCUUCCGCGUGUAAUAUUCUCAAAAUACGCUGCAGUGUGUUCUAGUAUUCUGAUUAUUAUUAGGAACAUCCAACCUAAAAAAUCUGAGAAUGUGUUCUAGCGAUUGUUGCCAGAUUUUAAAGUUGAUGGUGUUAUAAUGCAACAGUUUGCUUCUGCUCCUUACAACUGAGUGCCUACGCGGUGUUUCUGUCAGCUAAUGAAAAAAAAUUAAUUAGUAGACAAGUUCCUUCAUGAAAGUUCCAAUUUUGGCAGACUACCGAAAGGUCAAUAAGUUCCAUACAGAGUACAAAAUAAGAGCUGUUUAUCUCUUGUUGACAGAAUGUUUCACUUCCUAUUUGUGCAGCGUUCAAGUAAAUGUUAGACUAGUUCCUUGAAACAUUCCCUCUGAAUUGAGCAUAAAAUUUGUCUAGAACAUAUUAAGAAAGGCAGGAAUAAGUUUUAAUGGUGGGUGAUCUGAUAAAUCUGUGUAAUGGUUAUUUUGUUGCUCUACAUCAACUGCUGCGAUAGGAGCCACGUGUGUCUGUUUCGUGUAAAGUAUGUUUAUGUUUUGUGUUGCAUAACGCAGAUGUCUGACAGCUGACUGCCAUGCAGUCAGUCACAUGACAGCUGAAUAUCGAUGUUAAGAGUCUUGUCUUAUCAUAUGUAUUGGCAUCACAGCGGUGAAUCAUUUAGGAAGGUUGUGAGGUGAUACGUAUCAGUAUUAGUUCAUUUUACCUUAAAUCUGUACAUCCUCUGAGCUUCAGGAAUACAGUAUAUUUCCUAUCACGCUAUUGACUUAAUUAUUUGAUAAGCACAAUUGUCCCAAGUAUUUAGAAGAAGGUAUUAUUCGCUGAAAACCUUGUAUUGUGACAUUUUCUGUCAAUUUGCUGUGUUUCUGUUCUAAUUCGCUGAUCUGUUUGUCUUCAAAGCAUAUAAACAGGUACAAAAAUAUAUGGUACCCACGUCAUUUUUAAGUAUGCAACUUAACUGGUAAAUUUCUGAGGUCAAUGACAAUGUUGUCUUCAAACCACGAUUGAUAUUUUUUCGUUACUAUUAUUAGUUUAUAAGAAAUGCAAAUUACUGU
Molecule: messenger RNA, 5242 nt
Organism: Schistocerca serialis cubense
Lineage: Eukaryota; Metazoa; Arthropoda; Insecta; Orthoptera; Acrididae
Product: polyamine-transporting ATPase 13A3-like
Exons: 18
Coding region: 260-3862 (1200 amino acids)
Biological process (GO): intracellular calcium ion homeostasis; polyamine transmembrane transport
Cellular component (GO): membrane
Molecular function (GO): ATP binding; ATP hydrolysis activity; P-type transmembrane transporter activity
Source: RefSeq, a predicted model, not a curated record